AUGCCACCUGGACAAAUAACACCAGGAAAUUCAUCGAAAAUAAAGCUGAAAUUCACACCGACGUAUAACUCAAUCAUUAAAUGUCAAAUGCACUUUAAUUCACCAAACGGACCGUUCGAUGUUGACAUAGAAUGCAUGCCAAAAACAGUCGAUAUUCAAAUUGAGCCUUUUACAACUUUAAAUUUCGGCAAAGUGGUUUUAGGCGAAGAUUUAGAUAUGCCAAUAACAAUUAGAAAUACAGGUGCUUUGCAAGCAGAAUGGAAUCUUUCGGUCAGACAAGCUACAUCUGAUAAACAAUUUAUUUCAGUUGAUCACGCAGACCAGAUACUGAAUUUUACAUUAAAACAUGGUAUGAUAGAUGGAUAUAGUCAAAGUGGCAUAACAGUUAAUUUCAAACCAGAAAAACCUUGCAGUGUUUUAUAUGAAUUACGAUUUAAGUUUACUUCUCCCACAAAUGCAUUCGACACAUUUACAAAAUCGAUAAAUUUAGAGGCCACAGGCUUGGAUGUGCCAAUUUAUCUUGAAGACAGUCAUCUAAAUUUCGGAGUUUGUUUUUAUAAUGAAUUAUAUCGUCAAAGUUUAAUAGCUCACAAUAGGAGUGAAUAUGCUCAAAGAUUCACCAUAGAAAUUCCUUCAACUUUAGAAAAAUUUAUUGAAUUUACGCCUCAAACAGGUUUCGUUCAGACAGAAACACCUUUACAGAUAGUUGUUAAGCUUAGAACAUCCCAUAAAUUGGCGCAAUACUAUCCAGCAGACCAAGUUACAGUUCCUUUUGUGAUGCAUAUUAUUAAUCAGCCAUUACCUGUCAAAUUUGAUAUAACGUUUACAUCGUCACCAACUAAAUUAUUAUUAGAGCCAUCAUCGCUUGAUUUUGGCACUUUUUAUACAACAGAAUCGAAAUCUCGCACGUUAAGCAUCACAAGUUCCCUCAGAGUCCCUGUUGAUUAUGGAUUCGUGAAGAACCCUCAAGGAAUAACAAUCUCUCCAUUCGAUGGCUACGGAGUUAUUUUACCAGGCGAAACAAUUGAAUGUGAUGUCACUUUUCAAUCAAAAUUAGCAAAAACGCAUAAUUUUGAGCUAACUUUAAUUACUUUGCAAGGUUCUAAAUUUGUUAUCAAAUGUACUGCCAAUGUCAUAGAGAGUCCCGUUGUUUUAAACUCUGCAUCUCUUCAAUUUGAAACAACUCCUCUCGGGGAAUCUUCAACACAAAGUAUCACUGUCAAAAACACCAAAAAUCAAGCAGUUGAUUUCCAAAUUGAGCCAGCAGAAGGUUUUGUAUUUGAUCCUGUUGUUGGUACAAUUCCUGCUUGCGGAUUUGCACCAAUAAUUGUUCUUUUUGACCCUCCUUUGCCAUUGAAACCUUCUGAAGCCCCUGAAGUCAAUUUAAACGCUACAACAAAAUCUCAUGGAACAAAAAGAGAAGGAAAACAUUCUUCAAGUUCAUCCAAGCACCGAAAAUCGAAGAAAUCAGAGGAUAGCGUAAUAAUGGAAAGUGAAGGAGAAAAGAAUUUGAUUAUUUCUACUGAUUUUACAUAUAAAUUAUUUAGUCAAAACAUUGCUUUGUUUUGGAGAACGAAAACAACAAAUGGAAGGCAUCAUAUACAGAUCAAAGGAUCUUCUGUUCUUCCUACUUUGUUUGUUACUGCAGUUACCAUCAAUAAACAAGAAAAAAGAACUGACGAAUUUAUUGAUUUGGCUUUGAGAAGAAUUGAUUUCGGAACUGUUGCUUUAGGACAAAGUAUGGAUGCAAUUGUUGAAGUAAGAAGCAUAAGCAGACACCCAUUGACAUUAAACUAUGAAUGCGAAAGUGGUAGUUUCGAAGUUUUGUCUCCAACAACGGAAAUUCAGCCUCAAUCAACAACAAAUGUUAGAGUUAGAUUUACUCCAUCUUCUGCUUUAGUUUUUCGGGCAAAAGCAGUUAUUAAAUGCCCAACAAGACAAAAUUGCAGGAUAACAUUGAGUGUUGUUGGAAGAGGUGCUGCUCCUUCAAUAAAUAUGAGCCAAACAUCUUUAGAUUUCGGAAAUGUCAUGGUUGGUCAUCCUAUAACAAAAAGUUUGUCAGUUAUCAAUGAUGGAUCAUUUGAAUUACAAUUCUUCUAUAAAAUUAUGCCAAAAGAAGGUGCAAGGUUCAAUAAUUCAAGCGGAACUCCUGCAUUUUCAAUUGUUUCAAACAGUGAAUGGCUUGCUCCAGGACAAACUGGUGAAGCUUCUGUUGUUUUCUCCCCAGAUACUGAUCGACAAGAUUUUGAAGCGAUUUUUGUUGUUUCUGCCGGAGAAGAUGGGCAAAAGAGAGAAGUUCCUAUUAAGGCAUCAUCAUGGCCAUAUCAGAUGUUUGUCUCUGGGGGAAUUGAAGAGCCAAGAAUUAGAACAAUGUUUGAUCAUUCACUUCUGGAUGAACCUAUUUUCAGACAGUCAAUUAUUUGCGAAAUGGCUUAUCCAGGGGAAAAAUCGACUUGUUCUAUAACAAUUGGUGCUGCUUUGCUCGGAGAUGAACAGAAAAAGAGCAAUGCUGAUUAUAGCUUUGAUAAUAUAACAACACAAGGAUUCACUGUUAGUUCUCAAAGAGCAAAUAUCGAACCAGGUUCAUCAACUGUUGUUACUUUUGAAUAUUCUCCUCCUUCAAAUACUUUGUUGCAAGUUGGACAAUGGGUUGUUGGGGAAACCAAUUUGAAUCUGAAGUGUGGAGAAUUCUCUAGAAAAGUUCCUGUGAAACUGAAAUGUUUGAUCAAUAUGCAACAAUCUGCAGAUUUAUCAGCAACUGUCAAACAAGCUAAUACCAAACAGCAGAGAAAGAAACCAUCAAGAAAAUAA
Trichomonas vaginalis G3 is the source of this 2811-nucleotide messenger RNA. RefSeq lists its product as uncharacterized. Lineage: Eukaryota; Parabasalia; Trichomonadida; Trichomonadidae. The transcript has a single exon. The record is from RefSeq and is a predicted model, not a curated record. Bases 1 to 2811 code for a protein of 936 amino acids.